Molecule: messenger RNA, 2480 nt
Organism: Ctenopharyngodon idella (grass carp)
Lineage: Eukaryota; Metazoa; Chordata; Actinopteri; Cypriniformes; Xenocyprididae
Product: WASP homolog-associated protein with actin, membranes and microtubules
Exons: 10
Coding region: 59-2227 (722 amino acids)
Biological process (GO): Arp2/3 complex-mediated actin nucleation; endoplasmic reticulum to Golgi vesicle-mediated transport
Cellular component (GO): cytoplasm; endoplasmic reticulum-Golgi intermediate compartment membrane
Molecular function (GO): Arp2/3 complex binding; actin binding
Source: RefSeq, a predicted model, not a curated record
AUGACGUCAGAUGACGACGGCGGAAGUGCAACAAGUCGAACACAGCUAAACAAACGCGAUGAGCGACGCGGACAGCGAACGGAUGGACAGCUUGGACGGAUGGGUGGCCGUUAAAAGCGAUGCCUUCGACGACAGCGAGAGCCACAAACUCAGGUUUAUUGUGGAGUGGAACGAGAUCGAGACAAAGUUCGCGGUGACAUGUCAUAACCGGACGCUGCAGCGGCGCGGAGACGCGAGCGGCAGCUGCGCUGGUCUGUUCUCCAGCGCGCAGCUGAGAUACGUGCACGCGCACCUGAGCGCCGUCCGGGACGAGCUCGAGCCGCUGUUCCCCGACCUGACGGGGUUCCGGGAACCGAGCGUGUGGGACCUGCUGUUCUCCAGCGCGCCGCGGUGCGAUGCUGACGCGCAGUGCAGGCAGCUGGAGCGGUACUUCAGCACCGCCGUGGACGCGUGCGGCCGCAUGAUCGUGCUGGACGCGCUGUUUAGCGUCACUGAGGCGGAUGAGCGCGAUUACUUCGAAAACAUGCAGGAGUUUAAAUGCAGAGCGAUGCGGGACGAGAUUGCACGCGCCAAAGACAAGCUGCGCGCGCUCGUUCAGAGUCACUCCAGCACUGACGGACUCCUGCGACUGAUGAAGAUCUAUGAGGAGGAAGAUGAAGCUUACAGGGAAUUUGUGAGUGUUGCGACUCAGUUCUACCAGAACCUUCUGCAGCCCUUCAGAGACAUCAGAGAGAUCGCCACACUUUACAAGACUGAGAUUCUGAAAUGUCUGCAGUACGAGGAACUGGGGCCGAAGCGUGUGAGUGAGCUGAAGGCAGAGAUGAAUGAGUGGAAUCAGCGCGGAGAAUCAGCCGUUCACUCCAUACAGGACAACACAGCCGACUACUUCAGAGACACGUCCAAAGCCCUGACAGGUAUGGUGAAACAGAUGGAGCAGGAUCAGAAGAGAUUUGGCCACGCCUCUUGGGCAAUGGCCACGCCCAGACAAGAGAAACUCAGAGUCCUAUUGGCUAAAGAGACGCUGCAGCACAUGAGGGCCAAAGAGAUGUGUGUCAAACGCAAGAGAGACGAGAUCCGAGAGCAGAUGCGCAGCGAGGUGAAGGCCGUGAGCGCCGUCAGUGCUCUGGAGCUGCAGUAUUACGAGACGCAGCUGGAGCUUCAUGACUGCAGGUUUGAGAUCCUGAAGAACGAGGAGCUGCUGCUGCUGACGCAGAUCCAGACCACACAGAGACAGAUCAGAGAGCUGCAGGAGCAGGUGGUGUAUUAUGACACCUGUCAGGACCCCGAGGAGCUGCAGGAUGUUCAGGUGGAUACAAGUCCCGCCCACUCACACCUGCAGCAGCAGCUGAAACAACUGGAGAGAAAAAGAGGAGCGAUUUCAUCACGCAGAGCUUACCUGAGAAACCAGCGGGAGUUGUGUGUUCAGGCUCACGAGCAGCAGCAGCGUUCAGUCACGCAGAGAUCCGAUCAGAACCGCCAACACCACUCUGCACAGCUGAAGCGAGAAAAGAGGAUAGCUGAGGAAGAGCAUCAGAAGCAGUGGGUGGAGAACGAGAGAGCAAAGACGCUCAACAGACUGCGCUGCUUCAGAGAGAGACAUCAGGGUCAGUAUGUUUUACAGACGGCUCAUGUGAAGAAAGUGUCACAUGACUCCAGCAGAGAUGAUGACUCCGAGCCCCUGUCAAUCAUCUGCCUGGGACCACAGAGCUCCACCCCCCAGAGGAAGGGGCGGAGUCAAAAGCAGCGUGAAAUCCCAGUGCAGAUUUUGCUGCCCUCUAGAGCCGCAUCGGCACAACCAGACCAGACGCCGCAGCCUCCUCCUCUUCUUCCUCCUCCUCUUCUUCCUCCUCCUCCUCCUCCUCCUCCUCCUCCACCACCUCCUCUUCUUCCUCCUCCACCCGUCAGUGAGAAGCUGCCGAUCCGAAACACUCUAGAACAAAACUCAGGAUCGAUGGACGAGCUCCUGGCGUCGCUGCAGCGCGGGCAGAAACAGCUGCGGAAGGUCACGGCCAGCGCUGAGAGUGGCGAUGUCAGAGACAGCCUCCUGUCAGCCAUCCGUCAGGGCGUGACCCUGAAGAAAGCCCCGCCCUCGCGCGCCCCGCCCCUCAGCACAGACUCAGAGUUAGAGCGGAGCAUCAAAGCCGCCAUGCUGAGGAUGAAGAAGGUCUCUAACGACUCUGACGAUGAAGAGCGUUCGGACUCGCAGGCCGGAGACUGGGAGAGUUAAACGCAACCUGAAGGCUGUGAUUCGCCAACAAACGCUGCUGGAAACACAACGGCUACAGGUCCAACCAGGAUCACUGAUCAUGAUGCUAACUUCCUUUGCCAAUGUGACGCUACAUUCACAUCUUUUUGGGGUUUUGCACUGAUAUGUCUUGUUAUUAUGUGAGAAUGCAGGUAAUUGCACUGAACAUGUCAAUAACAUUCGUGGCUCUGAUUUGAUCUUGUGUGAACGGGUUCAAUAAAGUGCCUGAUCUGGA